Molecule: messenger RNA, 1758 nt
Organism: Fonsecaea erecta
Lineage: Eukaryota; Fungi; Ascomycota; Eurotiomycetes; Chaetothyriales; Herpotrichiellaceae
Exons: 2
Coding region: 1-1758 (585 amino acids)
Cellular component (GO): membrane
Molecular function (GO): sucrose:proton symporter activity
Source: RefSeq, a predicted model, not a curated record
AUGUCUGAGGCCAUUGACUAUGAAGAGUCUAUAGUGGAAUCCAAAGAUUCCCUGUACCUCGUCUUACUCACCCUAUGCAUUGGAGGCCUUCAGAUCGUCUGGUCUGUCGAGCUCUCCAAUGGGUCACCGUACCUCCUCUCUCUAGGGAUGAGCAAAGCACUGCUUGCGUUUGUUUGGCUUGCAGGGCCUUUGACCGGCGUCCUUGUUCAACCAUAUGUCGGAAUCUUGAGCGACCGAUGCCGAGUCUCAUGGGGCAAGAGGAAGCCCUUCAUGAUUGCGGGAACGCUUGGCACCGUUGCUUCUUCAAUGAUUCUCGCAUACGCUCGUGACAUUAUCCGGGUUCUUGGAGGCCUUGACACAAAUGCUCAGUAUAUCGGAGGCUACAAGACUGGGACCAUUGCUCUUGCCACAAUCAUGAUGUGGUGUCUGGACUUUUCCAUUAACACCGUGCAAGCCGCGAUCCGUGCGUUUAUUGUCGAUAACGCCCCCUCUCAUCAACAAGAGUCGGCCAAUGCCUGGGCGUCACGCAUGACAGGCGUUGGUAACGUGCUUGGCUAUAUUUUCGGAUAUCUGAAUUUACCCCGUUAUUUCCGCUUCUUUGGAAACACCCAAUUCAAAGUCCUGGUUGUUCUUGCAUCCAUAGCCCUCAGUUCCACUGUCUUGAUCAGCAUCCUGGCCAUCAAAGAGCGGAAUCCGCAACUCGACCCUCCGUCGAAGGCAGACUACGAAUCAGGCGGGUUGCUGUCUUUUUUCAGACAAGUCUUCACUUCCAUCAAACGACUGCCGCCUCAAAUUCGCAAGGUCUGCGAAAUACAAUUCUUUCACUGGUUGGGCUGGUUUCCUUUCCUCUUCUACAUCACGACUUACAUUGGUCAACUGUACGUCGAUCCUCAUCUGAAGCCUGGUCUUUCGGAUGACGAAGUAGAGAAGUUUUGGGCCAAGGCUACUCGAGUUGGAACACUUGCGCUCCUUACCUAUGCUAUCGUCUCAUUCGCGUCCAAUAUCAUCUUACCUUUCUUGGUCGUGCCAACGUACAAAGCUAAGGCGACGGAGGAUGCCGAAGAUUUUACGCGACCCAUCACCCCGACAUCUCCUAUCGGCACGAGGUCACGAGAGUUUCCUUGGAACGAACGCCCUGCAGCGAGUCGGUCCCAUACCGGUCUGUCCAUCACUCGGCCGCUCUCAACCCCUGUCGCGAGCACAUCGUCAGACCAUAGUUCUGGGGGUUUGAGACCAUGGUUGGAUAGAUUGCAAAUUCCGGGGUUAACACUGCGACGAGCGUGGCUCAUGUCUCAGCUUCUCUUCACGCUGUGCAUGUGGAGUACUGUGUUUAUAUCUACACCGCUGGCGGCUUCCAUUAUGACUGCUCUGGUCGGUGUAUCAUGGUCACUGUCGCUUUGGGCACCGUUUGCAUUGAUCUCAGCCGAGAUUUCUCGACGUGAUGAGGCGAGGCGGAAGCGACAACGGCAGAGACUCAUGAACGGAGAAGACCUUGACGAGAUCGAUGAUAAAGAAGCAGACCAGGAGGACCAAGCUGGGAUCAUCCUCGGGCUCCACAACGUGGCUAUCAGCGCCCCGCAGAUUCUGGCGACCUUGAUGAGCAGCGCCGUCUUCAAGCUGCUUCAGAAGCCGCGAAACGAGCCGGGCGAUGUCAGCGUGGGAUGGACGCUGAGAAUUGGUGGGCUUGGGGCGCUGGUAGCCGCGUUCAUCACUUGGCGGAUGAAGGAACCCGUGAGCGAAGAUGAGACGGAUAUCUGA